This is a messenger RNA of Gigantopelta aegis, 972 nucleotides long. RefSeq lists its product as uncharacterized. Bases 1 to 972 code for a protein of 323 amino acids. Lineage: Eukaryota; Metazoa; Mollusca; Gastropoda; Neomphalida; Peltospiridae. The transcript has a single exon. The record is from RefSeq and is a predicted model, not a curated record.
AUGUCUGAACCUACAAGCGAGGAAGUUAGACAACUUGUUUCAGCAUUCCAAAAGUUAAAAACAUGGCCCAAAGCAGAUAGUGCUGAAGAGUUAGUUGAGUGGAUGUCUAGCUAUGUACAGUCAGCAGAUACAUCAGGUUCUUCAAAAGCUGAUUUCCCAACAUCCAUUACUUUAAAUCAACCUCCAAAAUUGCCUUUCUUUUCAGGUGACUCCAAGUGCGAAACAACGUUCGAUGUUUGGAAACAUCAGUAUAACUGUUUAUUGAAAAAUGAAUCUUUGUCUCGUAGGGUGUUAUUUAGAGUAGCACAGCAGUCAUUGCGUGGCAAAGCUGCUACAGUUGCUAUGAGUGUGGGACCUGAUGGUGAUGUAAAUGAAUUAGUUGCUAAGCUUGAAGAUAUGUUUGGUAGUGUUGUCCGUGGUCAAAGUCUUCUUUCAGAAUUCUAUAGAGCACGUCAGACAGAAGAUGAAGAUGUUACAUCAUGGGCAUGUCGACUUGAGGAGAUACUCAACAGAGCUUCAGCCCAUGAUGGUCUCACGCCUACAUCCAGGGAUGAACUGCUGCAUAAUCAGCUGUGGUCAGGACUCAGGGCAGAUCUUAGAGACAAGUCAGCAUACCUGUUCGACCAAGGUGGAAGCUUUGGAAAUCUUCUGAGGUCGUUGAGACGUAUGGAAGCUGACAUGUCAGAGAGACAGCCAACAAAGAAGACUAUUAGUAAAGCUGCCACAUCAACUGAGACAUCUGAACUACAGGAGAUGAAAGGUAUGAUAAAACAGCUAUCAGCCGAUGUUGCUAAACUUAAGAACUCUCUUCUGGUAACUAUGCUAAACCUACGACACAGCAGCAGCCACAUCGAUACUGGAGACAACAGCAGCCACAACAGCCACAAUCGCGCCCGUUUGUCGAGCAAAGACAGCGUCAACCACCAAGAGGUGAACCAGUUUGUUUCCGUUGUGGACAACCAGGACACCUGA